AUGAAGAAAGCUGAGGUAGUCUUCGUUCCAGCACCAAUUAUAAGCCACCUUGUAUCCACAGUACAGGUAGCAAAGCUCCUAGCAGAGCGUGAUGAGAGGCUUUCAAUCACCUUCCUCAUCAUGAAAAUACGUGUUGACUCUCAGGUCGAUAGCUACAUCGAUUCAGUGAGUGCAGCUUGCAAACUUAUCCGGUUCAUUGACUUGCCUGAACAAGAGCCUGAUCCAAACCAACCCAGCAAGUUCAUCUUUUCUAUGAUUGAAACCCAGAAACCCCAUGUCAAAAAAGAAGUCUCUAAGCUUGUGAGUCAGUCCGAUUCAAGCCCUGACUCGCCUAAACUUGCUGGGUUUGUUCUUGAUAUGUUUUGCACACCGAUGAUAGAUGUGGCCAAUGAAUUUGGUGUUCCCUCUUAUGUUUUCUUUACAUCAGGGGCAGCAUUUCUUGGCCUUCAGUUUUACAUUCAGGCUCUUCAUGAUGAGCAGAAAGUAGAUCCUACUGAGUUCAAGGACUCAGAUGCCGAGUUGGCCCUGUCGUGUUUGGCGAACCCACUUCCUGCUAAGGUCUUGCCUUCUGCUGUAAUUGACAAAGAGUGGCUGCCUGUUCUCCUUGGCCUAGCAAGAAGGUUCAGAGAAACCAAGGGUAUUAUGGUAAAUACAUUUGAAGAGUUGGAAUCCUAUGCUGUGAACUCUUUCUCUAAUGGUAACACUCCUCCGGUGUAUCCAGUGGGUCCCAUUUUGAAUCUGAACAGUGAUGAUGAUCAUGACAUGGAGUCGAACAAAAGCAACACAUACAAAGACAUCAAGCAAUGGCUCGAUGAGCAACCGCAAUCCUCCGUAGUUUUUCUAUGUUUUGGAAGCAGGGGAUGCUUCGGUGCAGACCAAGUGAAAGAAAUUGCAUGUGGACUAGAGCAGAGUGGGUGCCGAUUCUUGUGGUCUCUACGUCAACCACCACCGCAGGGUAAGACGGGAGCUCCGAGCGAUUAUGAUAAUCCUCAAGAAGUAUUGCCUGAAGGAUUCUUAGCUCGCACGACUGAGAUUGGAAAAGUGAUCGGAUGGGCUCCGCAGAUAGAUAUCUUAGCUCAUUCAUCUAUAGGAGGAUUUGUAUCGCACUGCGGAUGGAACUCUGUGUUAGAAAGCAUAUGGUUCGAUGUUCCGAUUGCUGCAUGGCCAUUAUAUGCAGAACAGCAAUUUAAUGCUUUCGAAAUGAUUGUUGAGUUAGGGUUGGGAGUUGAAAUCAAAAUGGAUUAUAGAAUGAAACUUAAUGCAGAGGAGAGUGAAAGUACUAAUGUAACAGCUAGGGAAAUAGAGAGAGGAAUAAGGAGUUUGAUGGAGCUUGACAAGGAUAAAAAGAUGAAGUUGAAGGAAAUGAGUGAAAGAAGUAGAAAGGCUUUGAUGAAUGGUGGAUCCUCGUAUGCUUGGUCAGGUCGUUUGAUUCAAGACAUGGUAGACAACAUGCUAUGA
This is a messenger RNA of Dovyalis caffra, 1458 nucleotides long. The record is from the annotation of a GenBank genome assembly. NCBI's taxonomy places the organism in Eukaryota, Viridiplantae, Streptophyta, Magnoliopsida, Malpighiales, Salicaceae.